UCCUCACCUGCCUGCGUAAUUUCACGCUCUCAUCCGCCGUCUCGCACUGUCCACAUUCCACAACCCCAAACACGUCUUCACUUCCUCUUCUCCAAAACACACAACAUAUCAAAACCUGUCGAAAUAAACCCACAACACAUCUCCACCGCCAUGUCUUACUCCACCGCCAUGUCUUACUCCACCGUUGCUCCACCUUCCACCUCCUUCAUCAACAAAACGACCACCACCACAAAGAAGGAUUUGGGUCUCUCUGCUUUCUCUCCCACAUCGCCGGUGUCGCUUCAGCGAUGCCGGAGAUCAGUCUCCAAGAGAAUCUGCUCCGUCAUGGCCCCAUCGGAGCGGAGGCCAGCCACUACUGGCUCGGUGAAGACUGGAAUGACGAUGACGGAGAAGAUACUGGCAAGGGCUUCUGAGAAGACCCAUUUGAGUCCCGGUGACAAUGUUUGGGUUAACGUUGAUGUUUUGAUGACCCAUGAUGUUUGUGGCCCUGGUUCCUUUGGUAUCUUCAAGAAAGAGUUUGGACAGAAUGCCAAGGUUUGGGACCGAGAAAAGAUUGUGAUUAUACCUGACCAUUAUAUAUUUACCACUGAUGAGCGUGCAAACCGGAAUGUGGAUAUCUUGAGGGAUUUCUGCACGGAGCAGAACAUCAAGUAUUUCUAUGAUAUCAAGGAUCUUGGUAACUUUAAGGCUAACCCAGAUUAUAAGGGUGUAUGCCAUGUUGCUCUUGCUCAAGAAGGUCAUUGCAGGCCUGGAGAGGUGCUGCUAGGUACAGAUUCUCACACCUGUACCGCUGGAGCUUUUGGACAAUUUGCCACUGGAAUCGGGAACACUGAUGCAGGUUUCGUAUUGGGCACUGGGAAGCUUUUGCUUAAGGUGCCUCCAACUCUGAGAUUUGUGCUGGAUGGUGAAAUGCCUGACUAUUUGCUUGCCAAAGAUUUGAUUUUGCAGAUUAUUGGUGAAAUCUCUGUUGCUGGUGCAACAUACAAAGCUAUGGAGUUUGUUGGCAGCACUGUUGAAAGCUUAAGUAUGGAAGAGAGGAUGACAUUAUGCAACAUGGUUGUUGAAGCUGGGGGUAAGAAUGGUAUCGUCCCUGCUGAUAGCACUACAUACAAGUACCUUGAGGGUAAAACGUCUGUACCUUAUGAACCUGUGUACAGUGAUGAUAAAGCAAGAUUUCUUACCGAGUACAGAUUUGAUAUAUCAAAACUGGAGCCAUUGGUAGCAAAGCCUCAUUCUCCAGAUAACCGUGCUUUAGCAAGAGAAUGCAAAGAUGUCAAAAUUGAUAGAGUCUAUAUUGGAUCUUGCACUGGUGGUAAAACAGAGGAUUUUAUGGCUGCUGCUAAAGUUUUUCUAGCAUCAGGAAAAAAGGUUAAAGUACCCACUUUUCUUGUUCCUGCUACGCAAAAGGUUUGGAUGGACGUGUACAGUCUUCCAGUACCAGGAUCUGGUGGGAAGACCUGCUCACAGAUAUUUGAGGAAGCUGGUUGUGACACACCUGCAAGUCCUAGUUGUGGCGCUUGCUUGGGUGGUCCAAAGGACACAUACGCUCGCUUGAAUGAACCACAGGUAUGUGUCUCUACUACAAAUAGGAACUUCCCGGGCAGAAUGGGCCACAAGGAAGGCCAGAUAUAUCUUGCUUCACCAUAUACAGCUGCAGCAUCUGCUUUGACCGGUUAUGUCACCGACCCAAGAGAGUUUUUGCAGUAAGCAACUGAUGUCUUCACUGAUUAUUACUAGAUUGUUAUGAACUCUUCCGUUGUUAGUUAGGUAGCCGAAAUUAAAGGAAAUAAUGGGUCGUCACACCCAUGUCAAUGGUUUUGUAUGCUGUGAUUAUCGGGGCAGUACCAUAUGUAUUUUGUGAAUUGUGAGCAUGAGUGCGUAGAACGAGUAUAAACCAGAAAAUGAGGCGUCUAUCUAUGUGAACAUAAUUUGACGACAUCUUAUUUUAUUGGAUAGAAUCACAUCCUUUUUUUCUCAA
Molecule: messenger RNA, 1978 nt
Organism: Argentina anserina (silverweed cinquefoil)
Lineage: Eukaryota; Viridiplantae; Streptophyta; Magnoliopsida; Rosales; Rosaceae
Product: 3-isopropylmalate dehydratase large subunit, chloroplastic-like
Exons: 15
Coding region: 151-1707 (518 amino acids)
Biological process (GO): amino acid biosynthetic process
Molecular function (GO): 3-isopropylmalate dehydratase activity; 4 iron, 4 sulfur cluster binding
Source: RefSeq, a predicted model, not a curated record